This is a messenger RNA of Adineta ricciae, 1029 nucleotides long. The record is from the annotation of a GenBank genome assembly. Lineage: Eukaryota; Metazoa; Rotifera; Eurotatoria; Adinetida; Adinetidae.
AUGUUAAUCAGACGUCAACCAAAAUAUCCAAACAAAUUCAAAUACGCAUCAAUUCUUGUGUUGGUCAUGUAUUUUAUUGUUUCCAACAUAUAUACCAGCCAAGCUUACCUAUAUAUUAGUCCCGGAAUAAAAAUAUUGAAAAGCGGACUUCAUUUAGUGAUAUCUUCGAUCGCCAUUUGCCGACCAUAUGUCGCAGCUGAUAAUCGAUCCUUUUAUGAACGCGAUUACCCGCAAGAAAAUUUACCACGACGAUUAUCAAAUUCUUCAUAUGAAAAUGUUGUUCGUCAACUACAUUCGUUUCGAUUAGUGAUUCUAUCGUGUGCUCGUAACGUUGCAUCUAAUGUCGAUAGAUUUCGAAGCCGGAGUGAAGCAAUUCUCGACCUAUUUCAUCCAUCAUCGUCAGUUCAUGUUCUCGAAAGUGAUUCAAGUGAUGGAACCGCAGAAGUACUUCGUCGAUGGUCUCGUGUACAAGUUUACUCAUAUGGACGUUUGGAACCAAAGUACUAUGAGCGCACAGACCGACUUGCUUAUUGCCGAAAUACUCUGUUCGAAAAAGUAUAUAAUUUAACAGCGGAUUACUUUCUUAUAGUAGAUUUCGAUCGAUUCUCAACAACUGUGGCGUCAUUUUUAACUAAUUUUCAGUAUGAUACUGAUGAUUGGUCAGUAAUGACAGCAUCAAGAGUAGAUUCAUAUUAUGAUAUUUGGGCGUUACGCACUCUAUCUGAUACAAUUGUAAACUAUGAUGUCUGGCAUCGAGUUUGGGAUUUAGAGGUAUCACCCAAUAAUUAUUGUCGUCGAUCAGUUAGCGAACAAAUUAUUGGUAUCCAUAAGAAACGAAUUCCAAUUGAACAUGGUCUAAUUGAAGUACGCUCAGCGUUUGGUGGUGCUGGAUUGUAUAAAGCGAAUGUUACACGAAAAUGCCAAUACAAUGGCAAGGGGCCUACUUGUGAACAUGUAUCUUUUCAUUUAUGCAUACGAAAAACCUACCAAGGAAGAAUAUUUAUAAACCCGGCAUUUCUGGUUUCUUGA